Blastomyces gilchristii SLH14081 is the source of this 252-nucleotide messenger RNA. RefSeq lists its product as uncharacterized. The coding region runs from base 1 to 252 and encodes 83 amino acids. Lineage: Eukaryota; Fungi; Ascomycota; Eurotiomycetes; Onygenales; Ajellomycetaceae. The transcript has a single exon. The record is from RefSeq and is a predicted model, not a curated record.
AUGAUGAGUCUUAAGAAGAAGUUAACAGCCAUGAAGACAGGCACAGUGAGUAUAGUGAAAAAGGCCUUGACCUUAGAGAAAUUGUUUCAGUUGUUAAGUCAGAAGAAGUGUGAUGCUCUUCUUCAUAUGAGUGAUAGAGAAGAGAAGACAGAUGAGGCAAUGAGCAAGAAGACAGAUAAGAAGACUGAUGAAGAGAAGAUAGACAAGAAUGAGAUGAAAGAAAAUGAUGAGAGUGAAGAGUUAGAAUUCUGA